This is a messenger RNA of Bombyx mandarina (wild silkworm), 575 nucleotides long. RefSeq names its product cuticular protein glycine-rich 15 (gene CPG15). The record is from RefSeq and is a predicted model, not a curated record. NCBI's taxonomy places the organism in Eukaryota, Metazoa, Arthropoda, Insecta, Lepidoptera, Bombycidae.
CAUCAUGAAGGUAUUCGUUUGCUUGUUGGCGUUAGCCGUAGCCGCAAAUGCCGGCUUCAUCGGCGGUGGAGGUGGCGGUUGGUCUGGCGGUGGUGGCGGUGGAUAUGGCGGCGGAGGCGGCAGCGGAUGGAAAUCAGGCGGCGGCGGCGGCUGGUCCGGAGGUGGCAGUAGCGGAUGGUCUAGUGGCGGAGGAGGUGGAGGCUGGUCUGGCGGUGGUGGUGGAGGCUACGGCGGCGGUGGACACGGCGGCGGAAGUGGUGGACAAGUCAAGAUCAUCAAGAUCAUAACCACCGGCGGAGGCGGAGGCGGCGGCGGCGGCUUCGGUGGUGGUCACGGAGGAUGGUCCGGCGGCGGCGGUAGCAGUGGCUGGAAAAGUGGAGGCGGCGGAGGCUAUGGCGGUGGUGGACUAGGCGGCGGCAGCGGUGGCUGGAAACUCGGUGGUGGAGGCGGUGGCUGGUCCAGCGGCGGUGGUAGCGGCGGUUGGUCGAGCGGCGGUGGAUCCUCCGGAUGGUGGUGAUCAUCAUUACGACGAACAAGCAUAGUACAAAUACAGUGAUACCUUUAAUUUGUUUUUU